Molecule: messenger RNA, 495 nt
Organism: Pseudomassariella vexata
Lineage: Eukaryota; Fungi; Ascomycota; Sordariomycetes; Amphisphaeriales; Pseudomassariaceae
Product: Ctr copper transporter family-domain-containing protein
Exons: 1
Coding region: 1-495 (164 amino acids)
Biological process (GO): copper ion transmembrane transport
Cellular component (GO): membrane
Molecular function (GO): copper ion transmembrane transporter activity
Source: RefSeq, a predicted model, not a curated record
AUGGACCACUCUCACAUGGACCACUCUCACAUGGAUCACUCUCACAUGGAUCACUCCCAAAUGCACCAUGGCGGAACAGAAGGCGGGUGUACCAUGAACAUGCUCUGGAACCUCAACCCCACCAACAUCUGCAUCAUCACCGACAAGUGGCGCAUCACUGACAGCUUCACCUCGCUGCUUCUCUCGCUACUCGCCAUCACCCUCAUCGCCGCCGGGCUGGAGCUGUUCAAGGCACGCGUCGCUGCAUACGAGAACUGGGCCAAGAAGCAAAUGGAGGCGCAGCCCAAGGCUCGCCGGAGCGCCAUACAGGCACGCGUUGAUGUCAUCAGGGCGGUAUCAUAUGGUGUCCAAGUAUUCUACGGGUAUAUGGCCAUGCUCAUAUCGAUGACGUAUAAUGCGUGGGUUCUCGUUGCGCUUUCGGUGGGGCAUGCGGUGGGAUACUGGACGUGGCGGUUGGAACAAUCGGCGGUUAUGGAGGGGACGUGCUGUGAGUGA